UGCGCUGCAAAAUAAAAUUUAAGCUUUUCUCAUUAAAGUAGUAGAAAUAGAGAGUAGUAACGCGCAUAAAUCGUAAAAAUUAUUUUCGUUUGUGUUGUUUAAAGAACGUUUCAAAAAUUGGUAAAUCAAACAAAAUGCCUGGUGGACGUAGAGGACUUGUUGCGCCGCAAAAUACCUUCUUGGAAAAUAUAAUCAGACGUUCCAAUUCACAACCGGAUAGCUCAUUUUUAUUGGCCAACGCACAGAUAGUUGACUUCCCGAUUGUGUAUUGCAAUGAAUCCUUCUGCAAAAUCAGCGGCUACAACCGCGCUGAGGUUAUGCAGAAGUCCUGCAGGUAUGUAUGCGGCUUUAUGUACGGUGAACUGACAGACAAAGAGACAGUGGCGCGCCUGGAAUACACACUGGAAAAUCAGCAACAAGAUCAAUUCGAAAUCUUACUCUACAAAAAGAACAAAACUCCACUAUGGCUAUUAUUACAAGUUGCUCCUAUACGGAACGAAAGAGAUUUGGUUGUGUUAUUUUUGUUAACAUUUCGAGAUAUCACCGCCUUAAAACAGCCAAUCGACAGCGAAGAUACAAAGGGUGUUUUAGGUUUAUCGAAAUUUGCCAAGUUGGCACGUUCGGUUACUCGAAGUCGUCAAUUCAGCGCACAUCUGCCCACGCUAAAGGAUCCAACGAAGCAAUCGAAUCUGGCGCAUAUGAUGUCACUAAGCGCCGAUAUUAUGCCACAAUAUAGACAGGAAGCGCCGAAAACGCCACCACAUAUUCUUUUGCAUUAUUGUGCAUUCAAAGCAAUUUGGGAUUGGGUGAUAUUGUGUUUAACAUUUUAUACCGCCAUUAUGGUACCUUAUAACGUAGCUUUUAAAAAUAAAACAUCAGAAGACGUUUCACUUCUGGUUGUCGAUUCCAUUGUAGAUGUUAUAUUCUUUAUCGAUAUUGUAUUAAAUUUUCACACAACAUUUGUGGGUCCAGGGGGAGAAGUAGUCAGUGAUCCAAAAGUAAUACGCAUGAAUUAUCUUAAGUCAUGGUUUAUUAUCGAUUUGCUCAGUUGCCUGCCAUAUGAUGUCUUCAAUGCCUUUGAUCGGGAUGAGGAUGGCAUUGGAUCAUUAUUUAGUGCCCUAAAAGUAGUGCGCCUCUUACGUUUGGGGCGAGUUGUACGAAAAUUAGAUCGCUAUUUAGAAUACGGCGCAGCAAUGCUAAUAUUGCUGUUAUGUUUCUAUAUGUUGGUAGCACAUUGGUUAGCUUGUAUAUGGUAUUCGAUAGGUCGAAGUGAUGCCGAUAAUGGGAUACAGUACAGUUGGCUGUGGAAGUUAGCAAAUGUCACGCAAUCGCCGUAUUCAUACAUCUGGAGUAAUGACACUGGACCGGAACUGAUAAAUGGUCCAUCACGGAAGAGUAUGUAUGUGACGGCGCUGUAUUUCACAAUGACAUGUAUGACUUCGGUGGGAUUUGGUAACGUCGCCGCCGAGACGGACAACGAGAAGGUGUUCACCAUCUGCAUGAUGAUAAUUGCAGCACUCCUGUACGCCACGAUAUUCGGUCACGUGACUACAAUCAUCCAGCAAAUGACCUCAGCGACGGCGAAAUAUCACGAUAUGCUGAAUAAUGUGCGUGAGUUCAUGAAAUUGCAUGAGGUGCCAAAGGCGUUAAGUGAACGAGUAAUGGAUUAUGUGGUCUCCACCUGGGCCAUGACCAAAGGCUUGGACACCGAAAAGGUACUAAACUAUUGUCCGAAAGAUAUGAAGGCUGAUAUAUGUGUUCAUCUAAAUCGCAAAGUAUUUAACGAGCAUCCAGCAUUUCGUCUUGCAUCGGAUGGUUGUCUCCGUGCACUGGCAAUGCAUUUCAUGAUGUCACAUUCGGCGCCUGGAGAUCUGCUCUAUCAUACCGGUGAGAGUAUAGAUAGUUUAUGUUUCAUUGUCACUGGCAGUUUGGAAGUAAUACAAGAUGAUGAAGUUGUGGCUAUAUUGGGCAAGGGUGACGUCUUCGGUGACCAAUUCUGGAAGGAUUCGGCGGUCGGCCAAAGUGCGGCCAAUGUUCGCGCCCUAACCUACUGUGAUUUGCAUGCCAUCAAACGUGAUAAAUUGCUCGAAGUCCUCGAUUUUUAUUCUGCAUUUGCGAAUAGUUUUGCACGCAAUCUGGUGCUUACAUAUAAUUUAAGACAUCGACUGAUUUUUCGCAAGGUGGCCGAUGUGAAGCGCGAAAAAGAAUUGGCCGAAAGGCGUAAGAAUGAGCCACAAUUGCCUCAGAACCAAGAUCAUUUAGUACGUAAAAUAUUUUCAAAAUUUCGUCGUACGCCUCAAGUGCAAACUGGUUCUAAAGAAAUUGUCUCCGGUCAGAGCGAUGUCGAAAAAGGUGACGGUGAUGUCGAUCGAACGAAGAAGUUACCUGCCAAAUUAACAUUAACCGAGGACUCACGCAUCCUUUCAACCGCUGCCGUACCUUCACCAACGCCAUCACCCUCGCCCUCAUCGGGUCCACCAUCUGCACGUAGUACCCGUGCUAGUAAAUGGGGACGACUUUUGGGUAGUUCAAGUGUCGAUUCAGCUAGCGAUACUAGCGCGAAGGUAGCAGUUUCGAGAAGUUUGAGCGCCCGCGAAAGUCUGCGGGAGAGCACUGCCCAAGCGAGGCAGAGCAGUACUUCGAGUAGUAAUGGUGGACAAGGCAAUAAAGUUUUUCCCAAAGCACCUAAGUUACAAGCAAGUCAAGCCACGCUUGCACGUCAAGAUACCAUCGAUGAAGGCGGUGAGGUUGAUUCUUCGCCACCUAGUCGGGAAAGUCGUCUAGUUAUCGAAGGCAGUAGCGGUGCAGUUGGUUCGGUUGCACAUUCAAUCAAGGAACGAAAUCUUGCAUUAGAGCGUGAACGUCAAAUCGAAAUGGCUUCAUCACGUGCCACUACCUCCGAUACCUACGACACUGGACUGCGUGAACAACCUCCCACACUGGCUCAACGUGACCUUAUAGCGACAGUGCUCGAUUUAAAAGUUGAUGUACGACUCGAAAUGCAACGUAUGCAACAACGUAUCGGUCGUAUAGAAGACCUAUUAAAUGAACUGAUUAAACGUUUGCAACAGGAUUCAUCAGGUCAAACAACACCUGGUGAUGAAAUGGGUGGCGAUACUGGACAAGGAGGACCAGGUGGACAAGGCGGUGGAGGUGGUCACGGUGGACAGCAUGGUGGUAGUGCGAGUACAACUACAGAUACUGUGAUAACAAUUGCAACGGUACCGCCCACACCAACCAUGUCUAGCGGUGGAAUUAAUACAGCUUCGACGUCCACAACUUCAGCAAACACUGGCAAUAAUAAUAGCAGUGCCACGCCCACACAAUCGCUGAAUUUGCUAAAUCCCGCACAGAUGGUGUCCGGUUCGGGAGGCAACGGCCUGGGGCCACUGAUGCUCAAGAAACGACGUUCGAAGAGCAGGAAAGCACCGGCGCCUCCCAAACAGACACAUGCACAGCAAAGUUCCGCAACCGCUGGUAUUGCUGCAACAACUUCGCAUAUUGCACAAAGUGUUGAACAACAAAGAUUGCUCGAUCCAGAAACAACAACAACAGCAGCAACAAUUAGCAGUGCAUCACCAGUAGCCACAACAACUGCAACAAGUGGUUGCAGCAGUAUUAGCGGUGCAGGCGGUGGUGCUGGUAGUACUUCAAGUGGGAGUGGCAGUGGCGGCGGUGGUGGGCGCUCUAAGCGAGAGUUUCUAUAGCCCAAGAUUCUGGUACGCCAUCAGUCGGACAAUAGCAGUUUCGAGCAAUAACUUGAUUGAAAAUAAACAAGGCGUGGCUUCUGCAAAUUAUGCUGCAUUUACAGGGUGCUCUUGCUGUUGCUGAUGGCGUGCUGCUGCUAUUAUAAUUAAUUUAUUUAUUAUUCUC
Messenger RNA from Teleopsis dalmanni, 3873 nucleotides. RefSeq names its product potassium voltage-gated channel protein eag (gene eag). Lineage: Eukaryota; Metazoa; Arthropoda; Insecta; Diptera; Diopsidae. Gene Ontology annotation, cellular component: membrane. Gene Ontology annotation, biological process: potassium ion transmembrane transport; regulation of membrane potential. Gene Ontology annotation, molecular function: voltage-gated potassium channel activity. The transcript is spliced from 16 exons. The coding region runs from base 135 to 3707 and encodes 1190 amino acids. The record is from RefSeq and is a predicted model, not a curated record.